Exserohilum turcica Et28A is the source of this 1773-nucleotide messenger RNA. RefSeq lists its product as uncharacterized. The transcript has 2 exons. The coding region runs from base 1 to 1773 and encodes 590 amino acids. The record is from RefSeq and is a predicted model, not a curated record. Lineage: Eukaryota; Fungi; Ascomycota; Dothideomycetes; Pleosporales; Pleosporaceae.
AUGCCCCGCACGCUCCGAAUUGCUGCUGCGCAGGUAGGCGCCGUACAUCGCGGAGACGCUCGCCAAGACACUCUUGCUCGUCUUGUUGUAUUGCUCGAGCAAGCGGCUUCACAACGCGCCCAAGUGGUUUUAUUUCCAGAAUGCGCAUUUACAACCUUCUUCCCGCGUCAUCUCUUUACCGAUCGACAAGAGCUCGAUGCCUUUUUCGAGCAUGGCGACAUAUGUACCGCAAAAAACACCAGGGCAAUCUUCGAUAAGGCCAAAGAGCUAAACGUGGACAUUUGCAUUGGUUUUGCAGAAGCAACAGAACAGAGCGACCAUUACAAUUCCUGCGUCUAUUUCCAUGCCAAGUCUGGAUCUAUCCUGUCCAAGUACCGCAAAGUUCAUCUACCAGGAGACGUUGAGCCGUUUGCAGACCCCGAUGCAGUCAAUCAAUUAGAGAAGAGAUAUUUCAAGCCAGGAAACCUGGGCUUUCAAGCGUUUCGCGUUCCAGACCUGACAGAAGGCCCGUCGGCGCAAGGCGAGCCGAUAUUUGGCAUGCUGAUCUGCAACGAUCGGCGCUGGGCCGAGGCGUGGAGAAGCCUUGGUCUGCAAGGCGUCGAGGUAGUUCUCACAGGAUUCAAUACACCGGGAUUUGCGCCGCAUAUGUGGGGCACGUCUGUCGAGUCGAAUCCCCAGGAAGCGCGUGCUGAGGCAAUCUUCCAUCACAAGUUGGUUAUGCAAGCACAUUCGUACACUAAUUCUUGCUUUUCGGUCAGCGCAGCAAGGUGUGGGUUGGACGACGGAAAGUACGAUCUCAUAGGAGGCUCGACUAUUGUCGGGCCCGACGGAAAGAUCAUAGUGGAGAGCAAGACCGAAGACGACGAAGUGAUUAUCGCAGAUUGUGAUCUCGAUCGGUGCUUGCCAGGAAAGAGGCGAACAUUUGACUUUGCUAGACAUCGACGGGUAGAACAUUAUGGCUCUCACCAUCACAAUCUACCACUAGCAACCCCAGCCAACGGUAUGGAAUGUGUGUCUGGACCCCCUUCGUCCCGCCAACUACGUAUUCUCCUCUGCAACCCCAAUGCUACGCCCUCUAUGACGCACGCCUGCCUGAAAAUGCUCAAACUCACUCUGCCACCCGAUGUCACCGUCUACGGCUUUACAGCACCCAAGCCCGCACCAUCAGCAAUUGAAGGCAAUUUCGACAACAUCAUGUCUGCGGCAGCAGCAGCUCGCGCCAUACUCCCAAUGGCAGAUGACUACGGCGCUUUCCUUGUCGCAUGCUACAGCGACCACGCACUGGUCAAAAUGCUCAGGGAAGAAUUGACGCAGCCUGUCGUCGGCAUCAUGGAAGCCUCGCUCUAUGCUGCCCGGACGCUCGGCAGCCGCUUUGGCAUCAUUGCUACGUCGCAGCGCUCGGGAUACACCUUGGCAGAGGCCGUCAGAAGCUACGGGUUAGAUGAUUUCUGUGCAGGAGUACGGAGCUGCAACCUGGGUGUUUUAGAGCUGGAGUCUAAGCCCGAGAAGGAGGUGCUAGAUAUCAUGUGUCGUGUUGGCAUGAAGCUUGUGGCAGAUGGUGCCGAUGUACUCGCGCUGGGAUGUGCAGGUAUGACGAACAUGAAGGCUGCCGUGGAGAAAGCCGUGGGUGGUGAUGUACAAGUGGUGGAUGGCGUGCUGGCUGGAGUGCACCAUCUUGUCGCUCUUUGCAGAUUGGGCAUGCGGACGGCUGAGAGGGGCAUGUAUGCUAGUUCUUCUGCAGCUCGUGGGCGGAGAGGCCAGGAUUGGUAUUAG